Molecule: messenger RNA, 2555 nt
Organism: Oncorhynchus keta (chum salmon)
Lineage: Eukaryota; Metazoa; Chordata; Actinopteri; Salmoniformes; Salmonidae
Product: Kruppel-like factor 1
Exons: 6
Coding region: 334-2256 (640 amino acids)
Biological process (GO): regulation of transcription by RNA polymerase II
Molecular function (GO): RNA polymerase II cis-regulatory region sequence-specific DNA binding; DNA-binding transcription factor activity, RNA polymerase II-specific
Source: RefSeq, a predicted model, not a curated record
ACACACACACACACACACACACUUAUGUCCCACCCCCCAACGGUCAUCGGAAGAUACAUGAACGGAGAAGAUUUGAAGUCACGUUCACAACCGAGAGAGAAAGAGGGGGGGAUACGGUAGACGGGUAGAAUGGAGAGACGACAACUGUAAAAGAAAGUAGGCUACUUGGCAGAUCAAACUGGACAACAGACAGGUGUAACUGUUUUCAGGAUGACUGGUUACUUACAGUUUGCAAGAGUCUAACCAUUGUGAGAUGGUCAUGUAAAAGAAAAGACAAACCUCACAUUACUGUCACCACUGUAACCUGUGUGAAGUUUAACUCGAACUGGUCAGAUGGCUGGGACACAAGCUGCUGUGCUUCCAUCCUUCAGCUCCUUCUCAAACUUUGUUCACUCUGAGGACAAUAUGAAGGAGUGGAAAUUUGAGGAUGGCGCUCUCAGUCUGGACUCUCAAACCAAGAGGACGUCACCUGGCAACACCAGUGACCAGCAGCCAGUUCUUCCUCACCUGGACGAUGAAAGUGAAACCUCAUGGGACAUGGAGUUCUUGUUGUCUGACUGGAGCAGCCCGUCACCUGACCUGAACCCCUCUCUGGACUACAACACUCAGCAUCUUCUUCAACCGGACCAAACUGGACUCGACCAUGAUGGAGGAGGGGUGUUGACGGACCAAAUAAGUCCAGACAGGCUUCAUACAGGCAGCAGUAGCCUGAUGGUUGAGCUGCUCACCCCCUUAGAGACCAUUGGUUCAGGCAUACCAGAACUUUACAACCAACAGGUUCGGUCAUCAUCAUCAUUAUCAUCAUUCCCCAUUCAACCAAACGUGGACCAGUAUGGUUUCAACCCCGGAAGCAACCAGGAGGGACAUGGCAGAGAUAGAGCCACUGCUGUCCUCACUAAGUCCAAAUCAUGGGACUUUGGAAUGGGACACUACUACCCCCAACAACACACUUCCAUGGUGACGUUUCAAGAUGGCAGAUUCCUCCAAGCCCCUGUCUCCAUGACAACCUCUAUGACCUCUGAAUUUCGAACCCACCACUACAGCUUCCUCCAAAACUACCCCCACCACCUGGGUCUAUACCGCAGCCAGAGGGACUACAACCUCCAUGGCCACCACCACCAACAAGCCUCCUCCAACCACUUCCCCUACUCCCAGCACCAGCAGCCCCACCUAGCUAUCACCUCCUCAGGGGUUCCCCAUGGUGGCUUGGAGGGGAAGAACGGCCGCAGGACUGUGGCGAAGAAGAGAGCUGCUCUACACAGCUGUGAAUACUCAGGUUGUAGUAAGACCUAUACCAAGAGCUCCCACCUCAAGGCUCACCUCCGCACACACACAGGUAAGAAAACAUCAAUUAAAAUACAUUACAUGGGUAAGAAUGCAUCAAUUAUAAUACAUUACACAGAUAAGAAUACAGAGAUUAGAAUACAUUACACAGAUAAGAAUACAGAGAUUAGAAUACAUUACACAGAUAAGAAUACAGAGAUUAGAAUACAUUACACAGAUAAGAAUACAGAGAUUAGAAUACAUUACACAGAUAAGAAUACAGAGAUUAGAAUACAUUACACAGAUAAGAAUACAGAGAUUAGAAUACAUUACACAGAUAAGAAUACAGAGAUUAGAAUACAUUACACAGAUAAGAAUACAGAGAUUAGAAUACAUUACACAGAUAAGAAUACAGAGAUUAGAAUACAUUACACAGAUAAGAAUACAGAGAUUAGAAUACAUUACACAGAUGAGAUUAGAAUACAUUACACAGGUAAGAAUAAAGAGAUUAGAAUACAUUACACAGGUAAGAAUAAAGAGAUUAGAAUACAUUACACAGGUAAGAAUACAGAAAUUAGAAUACAUUACACAGAUAAGAAUACAGAGAUUAGAAUACAUUACACAGAUAAGAAUACAGAGAUUAGAAUACAUUACACAGGUGAGAUUAGAAUACAUUACACAGAUAAGAAUACAGAGAUUAGAAUACAUUACACAGGUGAGAUUAGAAUACAUUACACAGGUAAGAAUACAGAGAUUAGAAUACAUUACACAGAUAAGAAUACAGAGAUUAGAAUACAUUACGCAGAUAAGAAUACAGAGAUUAGAAUACAUUACACAGAUAAGAAUACAGAGAUUAGAAUACAUUACACAGGUGAGAUUAGAAUACAUUACACAGGUAAGAAUACAGAGAUUAGAAUACAUUACACAGGUAAGAAUAAAGAGAUUAGAAUACAUUACACAGGUAAUAAUAAAGAGAUUACAUUACACAGGUGAGAUUAGAAUAUAUUACACAGGUAAUAAUAAAGAGAUUACAUUACACAGGUAAGAAUACAGAGAUUAGAACACAUUACACAGGUAAGAAUACAGAUAUAAGAAUACAUUACUCAGAUAUUGAGGCAUUAAUGCAUAUUCUAGGGAUUAGAAUACAUUAUGGAUAAUAGGCAGAACUGCAUGAUGGACAAUUUCAUAUGGAUGAAUAAUGAUUCAUGGUUUUCAGUAGUAAUGGCUAUUGAAUAGAAAAAGUUUAAACGAUCCUUGGGAAGUCCCAACUCUGAUGUCAACCCAUUGAAGUU